AUGAAAGCAAAAAUCUUACUGGUUGAAGACGACCCGACGCUUGGAUUUGUGGUGAAAGAUAACCUUGAAGUGAACGGUUAUGAAGUGAUACAUGCCUCGGAUGGAGAAUCCGGCUGGCAGAUGUACAUGAAAUAUAAUUUUGAUGUCUGUGUGCUGGACGUUAUGCUGCCUAAACGGGAUGGCAUCUGGCUGGCUACGCAAAUCCGGAAAAAGAAUGAAACGGUGCCCAUCUUAUUGCUGACGGCAAAGAGUAUGGAUGAUGAUAAAAUUGCCGGCUUUAAGAGCGGAGCAGAUGAUUAUAUCACCAAGCCGUUUAACAUGCAGGAGCUGCUGCUGCGUAUUGAAGUGUUCUUAAAACGUACCCGGCGUAAAGAUGACGAUGCCCCGGAAGCAUUUAAGAUCGGCCAUCUUACGUUUAACUACCGCGACCUUAUUCUUUUUAAUGACGAGCAGCGUCAGCAGCUGACCCAACGGGAGGCCGAUCUGUUGCGUUACCUGGCCAUGAACCCGAACCGGGUGCUGAAACGGGAAGAAAUACUAAUGAAUGUAAUCAUUCGUUUCCUCGUUGAUGAGUAUGCGUUGCUCCACCGAUGCCAGUACCGUCUGAAACGGAUUAGAGAUACUGCCCCACUGCGUACGCUGCUGGUUUUUAUACGUACCGUCCCAUCCGUAAUUAGGAUCAUCGGUUGGCAUAUUGGCCAUAUCAUAGAUCACUUCGCCCCAACGGUUAUAAAUACGGAACCGGGUUACGCUGGUAAUGCCUUUACCAUGCGGGUAGAAGCGGUCGUUCUGUCCGUCACCAUUCGGCGUAAAGGUAUUGGGGAGCCAAAGCUGCUUUUCAUCACAGGUAACAAAAACGGUUACUUCAUCACUGGAUAUACAGCCAUGCUCGCUCACCACGUUUACACGCUCAGUCCGUCCGAAGGCGUCCAGGCGUACGUAGCGAUAUUGGUACCGGUGGUCUGUAUCGGUAUAGAUCCGCCUGCUACGAUAUUACGGUCGCUGCCUGCAUUAAUGGAUGGCAGCGGAUGUACAAUAACGGUGGCCGAUAAGGUAUCUGAAAAGCACUGGCCCUGCUGUAUCGCAACGCGGUAA
Molecule: messenger RNA, 1095 nt
Organism: Ostertagia ostertagi
Lineage: Eukaryota; Metazoa; Nematoda; Chromadorea; Rhabditida; Trichostrongylidae
Source: the annotation of a GenBank genome assembly